AUGAUGAAGGAGGCGUUUGUUAAUAUUUGUAAUGUACCAACUCGUAUCAUCACCUAUGGUGGCUGGGUGGAAGAAUCUGUGGACGAUGUUCGAGAAGUAGCCAUAUGUAUAACUGGAAAUCCCGGUCUACCUGGCUUCUAUGGCGAAUUCUGUGAAACUUUGCAUGAACGUCUCGAAAAGAAAAUGCCCGUUUGGGUAAUUGGACAUGCUGGCCAUGAUGAUCCUCCCGAAAAUAGCCUUCGUGAAGUACCUCAACUUAAAGGCAAUGAAGAACUUUUCGAUUUGGAUGGGCAAAUUCGUCACAAAAUCGAAUUCAUUGAAAAAUAUGUCCCCGAAAAUGUAAAAAUCCAUUUAAUGGGCCAUUCAAUAGGAGCAUGGAUGGUUCUACAACUUCUACGAAAUGAAUCCAUACGCAAACGUAUCAAAAAAUGUUAUCUGCUCUUUCCCACCAUCGAACGAAUGAUUGAAUCACCAAAUGGCUGGACCUUCACAAAAAUUGGUUUGCCAUUAUAUUCGGUUUUUGGUUUCCUUAUUGCCUUGCUAAAUCGCUUGCCUAAACUUUUACUAGUUCUGCUAGUACAAAUCUAUUUUUGGUUUUCAUCCAUACCCAGUAAUCAUUUAAACACCGUAUUGGGUUACAUAAAGGCUACUGUUACCGAAAAAGUAGUAUUUUUAGCUGAAGAUGAAAUGGCUCGUGUCUGUGGCUUACAAAAGGAUAUAAUCCGCGAUAAUAUGCCGUUGCUGAAGCUUUACUAUGGCACAACUGAUGGCUGGGUUCCGGUAAAAUACUAUAAUCAAUUGAAAGAACAAUUUCCCGACAUUGAUGCUCAAUUGGAUACCAAGAAAAUUGAUCAUUCAUUUGUGUUGCGUCAUUCGAAACAAAUGGGAGAGAUUAUUGGUGAUAUGAUUAUUGAAAAUUCGGAAAUACUGGGCACGAAAUAAGAUAGGCUGUAUGAA
This is a messenger RNA of Musca vetustissima, 957 nucleotides long. RefSeq names its product lipid droplet-associated hydrolase-like. The transcript is spliced from 2 exons. Gene Ontology annotation, biological process: lipid storage. The coding region runs from base 1 to 942 and encodes 313 amino acids. The record is from RefSeq and is a predicted model, not a curated record. Gene Ontology annotation, molecular function: lipase activity. NCBI's taxonomy places the organism in Eukaryota, Metazoa, Arthropoda, Insecta, Diptera, Muscidae. Gene Ontology annotation, cellular component: lipid droplet.